Molecule: messenger RNA, 1446 nt
Organism: Heterostelium album PN500
Lineage: Eukaryota; Evosea; Eumycetozoa; Acytosteliales; Acytosteliaceae
Exons: 1
Coding region: 1-1446 (481 amino acids)
Source: RefSeq, a predicted model, not a curated record
AUGAAUAAACUAUUAUUAAUAGGUAAUUUCGUAAAUGAUAUCAUUUUGAUACAUGAAGAUCUUGUACUUCAAAGGGAGAGAUCUUUCACCGAUUUCCUGAGGGACAGUCAACUGAAUGGCCGAGAUAACAAACCUGGACGUGUCACAAAGAAUACUGCUUUGGGUGGAAGUGUUACCUAUGCCUCGCUUGCAUCCAGUGCGUUCGGUGGUGCUACAAGCUAUAUUGUUUCUACGCUCGGAACAGACAUCAACGACUCUUACAAAACAAUGAUAGAACCAAAGACACAUCCAACCACCGGAACAAUCAAUACGGACUAUAUCAAAAAAACAGACUCCAAUAAUACCAGCUAUCAAUUGAACUAUUACAAUCGAAAGAAGAACCGUACUCUGUUGCUAAUGGAACGUGGUCAAUCGAUUGGCAUUGAGCAGUGUCUGCGAUGUCUGUGUGAGCAACAACCCGAUGCCAUCUCAUUCGUCCCUAUUGCCGGUGAGAUCGACGUCGAUCUCAUUGUGGCGGUGCUCGAGUAUAUCGCGCGCAUGCCAACUGCCGACGCCAAGCCAAAGAUAGUGGCAUUCGACAUUCAGGGUCUGUUGCGUGCAUUCAACGAGCAACGCGUCACUACACACUCACGAGAGGUCAUGGUAGAGCGACUGACCAGAAUAGGAUACGCUCUAAAGAGUGCUGGUGUCAUUUCGAUUCUCAAGGCAGAGUAUGGUGAAGCCGUUGCCAUUGUGUGUAAUGACAAUGGUGCCGACACCCACAACAGCAGCACCUGCACUGCUACAACCAUGUCGACACCACCUAUCACUCCAGGCGAAUGUGCCUAUCUUCUACGAUCGCAAUUCCACUUCACUCUGGUCAGUGUGACCAUGGGUGGAGACGGUGGAUUCAUCUCGUCGGGAGUCACUGGUGAACAGUACAUUCCGACAUUCAAACCGGUGGCAGUCAUGGAUGAAACGGGCUGUGGUGAUACAUUCCUCAGUUGCACCAUUCUAGAGCUGCUACACACACUCUCUGGAAAAUCGAUGAUCGAUGAGAGUGCAAUCGAUCCACUCGAUCGUUACCAACUGGCGUCGGAGGACAUCAUCCACUGUCUUGAAGUUGGAAGUGCAGGUGCUUCAUUCCUUGUCGAACAGAUUGGACCGAAUGGAUUUGCAAGUAGAUCGACCAUUCUUGACAGAGUUAACAAUGGACAAAAACAAUCAAAAUCAAUUUAUUUACAACAACAACAUCAACAUCAACAUCAACAUUCACCAUCUUUGGUUUCCAAAGACCAAGAACACCAAAACCAAAAUAAUUCAUCCAGUAGUAGCUCCUCCACAGCAAUGGCUGGUGCCUCUGCGACCAGCUCCAACACCAACAAAUCAUCAGUUGAAAAAACCACUACCACCACAAACGAAACAACCAUCACAAAACCACCUAAAUCUACAACCCACUACUCUUGA